ACUCCUUCCUGCGGUUGUCUACCGCUGUUUUUCGAUCACUUUAUAUCAUACCACCACAAAGAAAUCUUCAGUGGGAACAAAGGAAACGCUGAGAUAAAAAUUACAAAAGGGCUUUGAAGGUCAAAUGAAUUUGAUUGUGUUUAAAACAACGUUACCGCGAAUUGACUCCGAAUAUGCAUAAUUGUGUGGUUUCGUUUGUUUCUCCAACUGACAGGCUAAGAUCAGUUGCUAGUAUAACGUUGUAAAACUCAGCCGAGACAGCUUAAGGUUCAAUGCAAAUGACAUGUAGAUUGUUUCUGAUGAAAGUACAGUAUGCUGGGUCCGCAUCAAAAACAUGAGCGAAUUUAAGCAUCGAUUAGAAGACAGAUGUACGUUACCAUGUUCUAUGGUGUGCAAGAACUGCCCGGACUACAUGUACAAUUUUGAGACGUUGAGAGAGACCUGGACACGAGCUAGUCGCGAACAAGGGAAAAACUGCUACGAACGAAUUAAGUAUUAUUUCAAUCAUUCUUUCGAUCGCCAUUUGAAAGAAAUGAUUUUUGUGGUAGCCUACGGUCUCGAUCACAACGCUGGAAUUUUCCUGGAUUUCAAAGGGUAUGAAUUAUUUAAAGAAAAGAUGGAAAAAGCAGCAGAGAUGACAAAAAAUUUGCCUGAUGUUGAACCAGUUAAAUUAUCCAGGAAAACACCGCAAAUAAUGCGAGUCUUUAAAACCUUGAAAGAUUUCGUCAUCUUCAAUGACCAGUUGCGACAGAAAAAUCGUUCCAUUGCUCGUCAAAGGCACAUCAACGGAGUGCAUUCACUUCAAAGGAUAAAUGAAACUAUUGACCAGAAACCACCCUUAUUUUUAGCUUUCAACGUCAAAUUUUUUGAGCAAGACUACACAAAAAUCUUGCAAAUUGGGUACGUAGUGUUUUCGUUGGAAAGUGAGCAGGACGGUGAAAACAGUCAUCUAUUCUUAGUGAAGGAAAAUAUAUCUUUGUUAAACAAUAAUACGCAGUUAGAGAACUACGACACCUCUUUAUUUCGCAAUGCAGAGGUUGCAAGACUAACUGAUAUAAUAACCAAGCUGCAAGUGCACAUUUCGAAGGUUGAUUUUUUGAUGACCCAUUCAACAUCUACAGAAGAUAUUCGUAGCUUCCUCAAGUCUCAAGGCCUUCACGAAGAACACAAGGAAAUUAUUGAUACACUCACUCUCUAUUCUGUUUUUUUUCCUGACUCUCGAAAAAACAACAGCAUAGAAGACAUUCUGAUUAAGCUGGAAAUUCCGUGUGAAAUUCGCAGACUUCAAAACGCUGGUUACAACGCCUUUUGCAUCAUGAAGAUUUUUCUAUCGCUUCUUAAGCAGGAAUACUGUGAAUGCCUUAAAUUAUGAGCUUAUCAAAAGCUCGUGAUCGGUAUUCGCCCGUGCAAAAGCUUCGUCGGCUAUUUUAAGUCCGUUCUUGCAGCAGAACUUCCCAGGGAAAAUCUUUUAAGUUAAUCAUCUUUGUUAGAUUGUUUUUUAAAGACAUUGCACAACUAAGAAAGAGAGAAAAAGUGAACAAAACAAACGUUGGACCACAAUAGAAGACUUUUUAUCAUGAUUUAUUUUCACAAGAAGUUUGAUCGUGUGUAAGUGCUUCAUCCAUUUUCCUUUCAUGGGUAAAAAAUCUACAAACUUUGGUUCACAUCUAGACGGGUGGGGAAGGGAGAAUUGGAGCUCUCACAGCGCGCUAUAUUAAGAAUUGGCUAAGGAGAGAGGGUCGGUUAACAGUUAAAUAAAAAUAAAAAACAAAUACACAUUAUUAAACAUUGGACAGAAAUAGACGCUGGCAACUCAGAAAAUCAACAGUUUAGGUUGUUACAUAAAAAAUAUGUAAUUUUAUCUUGGUAUUGUAGUUUUUAAUAAAAGAUUACAUUUUUUAUAUUUCUGGUGUGAAUUUUCAUUGCUGAUAUCUUUAAGUUGAUUUUUUUGUGUGGGCUACCUAUUUUUCCCCUUACGAAAAUUAGCGGUUUGAUGGACGCUUUUCCAGUAAAGAACCCCCAAGUUUAAAUUACAUUUGAGUGUUGGCCUAUUACAUCAUUCAAGAAAGAAAAAGCACAGUUU
Messenger RNA from Stylophora pistillata, 2083 nucleotides. RefSeq lists its product as uncharacterized. Gene Ontology annotation, molecular function: nucleic acid binding. NCBI's taxonomy places the organism in Eukaryota, Metazoa, Cnidaria, Anthozoa, Scleractinia, Pocilloporidae. The record is from RefSeq and is a predicted model, not a curated record.